Parascedosporium putredinis is the source of this 1821-nucleotide messenger RNA. The record is from the annotation of a GenBank genome assembly. Lineage: Eukaryota; Fungi; Ascomycota; Sordariomycetes; Microascales; Microascaceae.
AUGGCGACGGUUGACGUUGUUAUCCCCUCCCGCCAGAGGACUGUCCCUGGCUCCAUCAAUGUCCCCCUUGCCCAAUUCCCUGCUACGCCUACCAAAACUGCCCCAGCCGAUGUCUCUCAAAUCGCCGCUGGCGUGGUGGACUCUCUAAACAAGGCACUCGACGCCCGCGACUACCAAGCUAUCGCCAACCUCUUCGUCGAGAACGGCUACUGGCGCGACCACCUAGCUCUGACGUGGGACUUCCGAACCCUCCAAACCCCGACGAACAUCGCCAGUUUCCUCGCCGAGGCCGCGAAAAGCCGAGACGGCUUCAGGUUGAAAAAGGUCAACGUCGACAACAGCACCGAGACCCGCGCCCCCGUCUUCAUCCCUCUCGACGGGCCCGGCGAGACGUUUGGCAUCCAAACCUUCAUCACGCUCGAGACCUCCAUCGGAAAGGGCCGCGGCCUCGCCCGCUUCGUCGAGGUGAACGGACAAUGGAAGAUUUUCACCCUCUACACAAGCCUCCGGGAACUCACGGGCCACGAGGAAGGCACGUACUUCAAGAGACCCGCCGGCGUAGAGCAUGGCGGCAAGCCCGGACGCAAGAACUGGGCCGAGCGCAGAGCGGCGGCGGAGGGAUUCAACGACGGAUCCGAGCCGGCGGUCGUUAUUUUGGGUGCCGGCCAAGCCGGUCUCACCGCGGCCGCCCGGCUCAAGGCGCUCGGCGUAGAGGCUCUCAUCAUCGACCAAAACGAGCGCGUGGGCGACAACUGGCGCAAGCGGUACCGCCAGCUCGUCCUCCACGACCCCGUCUGGUACGACCACAUGCCCUACCUCAACUUCCCGCCGCAGUGGCCCAUCUUCACCCCCAAGGACAAGCUCGCCCAGUUCUUCGAAGCGUACGCGACCCUCCUCGAGCUCAACGUGUGGACCCGCACGGAGCUCGUCCACACCCGCUGGGACGACGAGACCGGCCUCUGGACCGUCAUCGUCCACAGGCGGCGCGAGGACGGCACGAGCGAGGUGCGCACUUUCCACCCCCGCCACGUCAUCCAGGCCACGGGCCACUCGGGCAAGAAGAACAUGCCCGAGAAGGCCAUCGUGGUCGGCUGCUGCAACUCGGGCCACGACAUUGCGCAGGAUUUCUUGGAAAAGGGCUACGACGUCACCAUUGUGCAGCGCUCCACCACGCACGUCGUGUCCUCGGCGGCCAUUACGGGUAUCGGGCUGCAGGGCGUGUACUCGGAGGAUGCCCCGCCCGUCGACGACGCCGACCUGCUCAUCCACGGUUUGCCCACGGCCGUGCUUAAGGCGCUUAACGUGACUAUUGCCCAAAAGGAGGCCGAGUUCGAUAAGGAGUUGCUUGACGGUUUGGAAAAGGCCGGCUUCCGCACGGAUCCGGGCCCGGAUGGCGCGGGGCUCAUCAUCAAGUACUUUCAGCGCGGCGGCGGCUACUACAUCGACGUGGGCGCGUCGCGCCUCAUCGCCGAGGGCAAGAUCAAGGUGAAGCAGGGCCAGGAGAUUAGCGAGGUGCUGCCUCACGGUCUACGCUUCGCCGACGGCGACGAGCUCGAGGCCGACGAAAUCGUCUUCGCUACCGGGUACCAAAACAUGCGCACCCAGACCCGCCUCACGUUUGGCGACGAUAUUGCCCGCCGCGUCGGUGAUGUCUGGGGCUUCAAUGACGAGGGCGAGAUGCGCACCAUUUGGCAGAAGAGCGGGCAUCCCGGGUUCUGGUUCCACGGCGGUAACUUGGCGCUCUGCCGGUACUACUCGGCGCUUUUGGCGCUGCAGAUCAAGGCUCUCGAGGAGGGCAUUUCGAAAUACGAAGAGAUUUGA